UCUGAACCAAACAGCCCAGUGUUCCCGCUCCUUCCCCUACCCCUCCCGCCUCCUUCCCCUGGAAGCCACCGCCAAAAACCCCAACCACCACAAACCCCCUCCCGGAGCCGCCGCAGCUCAGGCAGCCUGCCAGCCGCCGCCGAAGCCCUACAAUGGGGGCGAUGCGGUCGUGCCUGGACAGCUACGAAUUGCAGUCCAUCCUCGCCAACGGGUCGACGGAGAGCGCGUUUCUCCAGGCGGUCAUUGAUGACGACGUUCCCCGCCUCAAGGAGAUGGUGCGUGCAAUGGACGAGGAGGAUAGGGCUAAACUUGCGGACAUGGUUAUACUAGAGGGAUGUGGAAUGCUGGAAAUGGCCUCGUCCCUGUCCCAAAUGGAGGUCUGCAAGUACCUCGUGGAGGAGCUUGGUUUCGACGUCAAUCUCGGUGGCUUCCGUGGCGGUCCAACACCUUUGGCUGGUGCAGCAGUGUCUGGAGAAUUUAUUUCUGCCAGAUAUCUUCUUGACCAUGGAGCUGAUCCGAAUAAGAUAGAUGGGACAGGCUUUGCUGCUCUUCAUGCAGCUGCAAAAAAUGGGAAUGAAGCGAUAGUGCGUCUGUUGUUAUCCAGAGGAGCCACAGUUGAUAUAGCUGGCGUUCAUGGAACACCCCUGCACACUGCUGCUUCCUAUGGGAAUCCUGGUGCUUUGAAGAUUUUGUUGGAUCACCAUGCAGAUCCAAACAGGGUUUCAGAAGUUUCAGGUACCCCUAUAGUUACGGCUCUUGAUUCUACUAAGCAUGGGUUGAGUGAAUCUAUUUCACUGCAUUGUGUCAAGCUACUUGUCAAGGCUGGUGCUGAUGUGAAUUCCGCUAAUCCAGACACUCCCUUGGUGGUGGCAACCAAGUAUGGCUUGGCUGACUGUAUUAAGUACUUGCUAGAGGCUGGCGCAGACCCUAACAUUCCAGAUAAAGAGCAUGGCCACCUGCCACUACAAAUUGCUGCAAGCUUCGGAAAAAGAAGUCUUGUGGAGAUUCUAUUUCCUUUCACUUCUCCCAUCAGAGCUGUUGAAGAUCACCAUGAGUCGACCACGAGAAGUUCGCCGGAGGUCAGUUUCAGUGGGGAUGCUAGAACGAGUUUUCUGGAAGACUCACAAUCCUUCACUUGCUUUCUCUGUGUAUAUCCAUACAUGAAGCCACGUAACAAGACCAUGGAUAAGAUAGCUGAUCUGAAAUCGCAAGGAGAAAAUGCAGUUAAGAGAAAGGACUACCUUGGUGCUUCAAAAAUCUACUCAGAGGCACUUGAAUUAGACAAUUGUGAUGCAACCUUGUAUUCAAAUAGAAGCUUGUGCUAUGUUCAAAUUGGCAAAUCUCAGAAGGCUUUGCUUGAUGCUCAUGUUUGCAUUGCAAGACGACCCAACUGGGUGAAAGGUUACUACCGGAAAGGGGCUGCUCAUAUGUCGCUCAAGGAGCACAAGAAAGCAGUUGAGGCCUUCUUGGAUGGACUGAAACUGGAUCCAGGGAAUGCCGAGAUUGAGAAAGUAUUGUGGGAGUCUUUGGAGGCUAUGAAAAAGGAUCAUGCUGCUGCAGGAAAUCUCGAGGCAACAGAUUAGCUAGAAUCGUACUGUUUUCACAUGCCUUUUGAUGCGCUCCGUCUGAGUUUGGAUGCUAUGUUCUGGUGGCUUGAUCCCAGUUUCUUUGUAAAACUUCCGGAGGUGGAGGUCUGUUCGCCCAAAAUUGUGAAGCUUUUGUUGACGGUCGAGCGCACAGGUAGAUGAAGGGGGCAACUGUAACGAAGUUACAAUAUCUCAAUGGCACAUGUAUCAAAUGGUUCACAGCA
Molecule: messenger RNA, 1810 nt
Organism: Lolium perenne
Lineage: Eukaryota; Viridiplantae; Streptophyta; Magnoliopsida; Poales; Poaceae
Source: RefSeq, a predicted model, not a curated record